AUGUCGAUAAAACUUCCUACUUUUGACAUUUCACAGCCCUUUAGCUCGUCCUCCCUCUCUUCUCUUUCUGAAGCCUGCAGAGAAUGGGGCUUUUUUCACGUAACUAAUCAUGGAAUUCCCAACGACUUGUGCAGGAUAAUGUAUUCUGUUUCUAGCCAGAUUUUCAACCUGCCGCCGGAGGUGAAAAACAAAGCUGGUCCUCUGUCUACUAUAAAUACAUAUACUCCUCAUUUCAUUGCGUCGCCCUUUUUCGAGAGUUUACGUGUAUCCGGUCCCGACUUUUUCGGUUCUGCACAUAGUUCUUCCCGAGUCCUCAUGGAUCAAUCAGAUGGCGAAUUCAGUGAAAUAGUACAAGAAUAUGGAAACAGAAUGACACACUUGUCAAAAACUAUCCUCAAAGCCAUAAUCGAGUCCUUGGGACUCAAUUUUGAUACAAAAUACUUGGCAGAAUUCAAUAAUUGCCACGGCUAUAUGCGGAUAAACCACUACUCUCUCCCCGGAUCGAGUGAUGGUCAAGAAAUUGAAGGGCUUGGCAUGCACACAGAUAUGAGCUGCAUAACCGUAGUCUGGCAAGAUGAAAUUGGCGGGCUCCAGGUGAGGUCUAAGGAAGGGCAGUGGAUGGAAAUUAGUGCCAAAGAAAAUGCGCUUGUGGUGAAUAUUGGCGAUUUAUUACAGGCUUGGAGUAAUGAUAAGUUGAGGUCCUCCGAGCACAGAGUUGUCCUGAGAAAAAACGUGAACCGAUUAUCUGUUGCCUUUUUCUGGUGCUUCGAGGACGAGCAGGUUGUAUGUGCUCCCGAGGAGGUUGUGGGAGAAGGGAAUUCAAGGGUCUACAAGCCAUUUGCUUGUGGGGAUUAUGUCAAGUUCAGAGAGAAUAGUGAGAAGGGUAAGUUUGAGAAGGUUGGAUUUACUGUUAAACAUUUUGCAGGGACACAGAUGUGA
This is a messenger RNA of Striga hermonthica, 939 nucleotides long. NCBI's taxonomy places the organism in Eukaryota, Viridiplantae, Streptophyta, Magnoliopsida, Lamiales, Orobanchaceae. The record is from the annotation of a GenBank genome assembly.